AAAAUUUUACUGAAGAAAUAUCAAGUUAGUCGCCUUGUUCUUGUUUUGCACGUGGACAGCUGCCAGCUUGUGUUGACCACGUUGCUAUGGUUACAGCGUCAGGUCGCGAGACGUGUCUAAAAGUUAGCAUAACAUUUUUCAGUUUCGUAGUUUUUUCCGACCUAUAAAGUGUUUGUUUUUAGAUAACACUGAGCCGUGUUCACAUUGGUAGUAGUGCUGAAAUAGCAGACAAACAACAAGAAAUUUCUCUGCCAAAAAGACACUCGUGUAUUUUGAGUAUACCAGUAAAGCGUCUCGGCCUCCUUUGUGCAAUGACUUCCCCGGAGAAGGAGGCUGAGCUUCCUGGUGCGCAGCUUAGCUUUGUCUUUGGGAGCAGUGUUGUCAGAGCGCCGAUCCCCCGCACUCCUCCCGAGGAUGCCGAUCCACAGGAGCCCGCUGAAUGUUAUUCAACAGAGACGCUAUGUCUGAGCAGAUCUCAGCUGAAACAUGUUCCAGACAGUCCUUUGAGAAAUAGCAAGCUAAAGUAUUUGAGUCUUGAAGGCAACCAGAUAUGCAGUAUUCCAGGCUCCGUGUUUAUCAGCUUGCCCAACCUACUGUGGUUAGAUCUCAGGAAAAACCUAAUUGAGUCACUCCCACCUGAAAUUGGCUUGCACAGGUGCUUGAAAACACUGCUCUUAGAAGGGAAUCCUAUCUCUGAACUUCUACCUGAACUGGGAAAUGUGAUUAGCCUCAAAGGUCUGAACCUAAGGGACUGCCCAAUCCACUUUCCUCCACAAGAGAUUGUGCAGCAGGGACUCCAGUCCAUCCUCCAGUACCUGAGGAGUGCUCUGGCUCACCGGCCAGUCAGCACAAGGAAGAACCCUCCAGAGUUGCCAGCAAUGGAGAAACUCCAGCUGUUAGAGCUGAGGGGUAUGGAGGAGCAGGACGAGUCAGGGGAUGUGGAGGAGCUGCAGAGGUUCAAAGAACUCAAGCAUCAGUUGAUCCUACUGGACAGAGCUGAGCUGGGCUCAAUACCACAACGUGAUAAAAACCUAAACCCCAAACUUCUCCUUUCUGGCAGGAGAAAAAAGACAGCCACCAAGGCCGGCAUGAUUCCCCAGCUCCCCCUUUUUGACUCGCCUCCUUGGAAGAGGCCAGAGGAAAGGAAGCAGGCUGCAAUGAAGGAGUUGAACGAGAAGAAGGCUAUUCUCGAGCAGAAGAGAAAAAGCCAAGUGUCUCUUCAGAAGUGCUGCACACAAGCCAGAAUCUCACAAGACAAGAAAAUGUCUGAGCACAAAGAGAAGAAGCAUGAAAGACAAAAAAGGCGUGAGGAAGCAGAAGUAGAUUCAAAACCUGGUUUUGCGGACAGCAGUGGUGCUCCUCGGACAUCUGGCAGGUGUGAAGGGGACAGAUCGGCCCGGGACCUGGAACGACAGAUUUGUGCCCGUGCCGAGAAGAUACAGGAGAGGUGCAGGAAUCCCAGGGGCACAACAAGCGAGCAGAUGGCAGCAGCGAUGGAGGAUGUGGAAGAGAUGAGGAAGUUACAGAUGCAGCUCCUGGAGAGGAAGAGAACUCAAGGACGAGAUCUUGAAAAAACUUUCAUGAUCUUUACUGGGGACACCUGGCCUGGUUUCCUUGAUAAGUGACAGAGACUACACACCUGCUGUUUGAGUUUUUGUGAUAUUUAAUUGAUAUGGAAAUAAAUCAAUAAAGCGACUAAAUCCU
This is a messenger RNA of Pundamilia nyererei, 1704 nucleotides long. RefSeq names its product leucine-rich repeat-containing protein 27. Gene Ontology annotation, cellular component: cytoplasm. Gene Ontology annotation, molecular function: protein binding. Lineage: Eukaryota; Metazoa; Chordata; Actinopteri; Cichliformes; Cichlidae. The transcript is spliced from 11 exons. The coding region runs from base 312 to 1625 and encodes 437 amino acids. The record is from RefSeq and is a predicted model, not a curated record.